ACCCCGGGGAGGAAUCCGAGCCAGGAGGAGCCCCCACCCCCACUCGCUUCGCUUCUCGCCGCCUCCACCUCGGCGUCUCCCCUCCCCGGCGCGGGCAGGGGCAGGGCAUCCGAUAGAUACGCCGUCGCGUUCGGGGCACGCCGCGGCGGAGGCAGUCGGGCGCCCUUUCUCGAUCUCUGUAGCGGGUGUUCUCGAGCGGAGGCUGCGGCGGCUUCUAGGAUCAGGAGGUGAUCGAUCGAUGCUAUCUGCAGAAGUAUAAGAUACUGCAGAACGAUUCUCGUGGUGCCUAUUGUGGCCUAAUUGCAUGGAGGAAUAUUCAGACAGGAGAUCCAGAACAGAAAUUGCAUUUCGGAGGAGGGGUUCCAGAUUCUCUUAUAGAAAUCAAAGUCCUGAAGAGAGGACUAAUCACAACAGUGAUGGACUGGGAAGCAGCACUAGACUCAAUCAUAUGAAAACGGGAGUUACUGAUAAUCAAGAAAGACCAAGAUAUCUGCGCGAUUCAUUUAAAUCUUCAAGCUCAAAAGUGGGGUCUGCAAGUUCCUCCAAAUUUCCACUUAGAAAGUUUGAGGAAAAGCGAAGGCAGCCUUUGUCGACAGGGGUUGACAUUGCUGAAAGUGGUAGAAGAAAGGUUGAACCCUCCAAGCAGCUGGAGGGUAGUAAGAAAAUCAUUGUAGGCGAUGAGAGUUCAGACACUCUGCGGAUUGAAUCAAAAGGUUUUACUACUGAACAAGGUCGUUUGUUAACACCUGGUCCAGAAGGCUCUCAUUUUGCUGGUGCUUCAGGUGUUUCUGCACAUAGAGCUGAGUCCUUGGUCCGAACUGCUUCACUAAGUUCUAGGACACAUAGACAGAAAGAGAAAGAGGUGAAUUUGGGUACUCCAGGAGCAUGUUCUUCAUCUUUUAAAGAGGUGAAUUUGGGUACUCCAGGAGCAUGUUCUUCAUCUUUGACUAAUCAGUCUACUAUGCCUAGAAAUUCCACCACUGGUGUGAGGCCAGCUUAUGGUCAUGUUAGUGGAGUACAGAGACGUGGUCUUAAAAACCUUGGUUGUACUUCAGCAUCUGAUGUUCAGCCUUCAGGUUGCUCACCUGAUUCUGUUUAUAGUAGGAGGUUUGAGUUCAUGAGAAAGAGGGCUUCUGAUCCUGAAAGCUCUUCCAGAUCAAGGAGCUUUAGUGGACCGUCUAAUUCAGAUCACUCAUCUCCAACAUAUAUUCGUGAUACUGGUCCCAGAAUCAGAAUGAAUGAACAAUUACUUUCUCAACAAAUAAGACGAAGCAGCAGCAGAAACCAACAGGAAUCGGCAGUUUCAGUUAGGACAAGACGACCUUCUCAUGCCACUACGCUGAGGGCUCCUGAUGAACGAGCAGAUGGCAUGCUUUCUUUGCAUGAGUCUUCCACAAGGAAUGGGCAGUCAGCUCAGGAACAUCUUUCAUUGGAAGAAGUCUCCGCCGAGAGUUCAAUAAGACCAUUCUUUGCGGAAUUACCUCAUGAUAUUUACUCAUUUAGUCGUCAUCAAAGCUUGAAUACUCGAGAUGAAAGGGGAAGACCAAGCUACCUUUUUGAAGAAAGUCCUCCACAAAUGUUCCAUGGACUCAUGGGGGAGAGAGAUGGUCAUAGACGCAUAACCAUGGGAGGAAUUGCAGAGGUUUUACUAGCAUUACAGAGGUCUGAACAACAAGCUGAGCUGGCUUAUGAGCAAUUGCUGGUGCUGGAAACUAAUCUAUUCCUUGGUGCCUUUGCAUCCCAUGAUAGGCAUAGAGACAUGCGGAUGGAUAUUGACAAUAUGUCAUAUGAGGAAUUACUGGCACUAGAAGAGAGAAUAGGUUCUGUAAGCACAGCCCUUUCUGAUGAGCAGUUUGCGAAAUGCCUCAGAAGAAGCAUAUAUUGUCCAGUUGCUACAGGAGUAAAUAAAUCAGUCAUAGAUGACAUAAAAUGCAGCAUAUGCCAGGAAGAGUACAAGGAGGGCGAAGAAAUUGGGCAGUUGCCAUGUGAACACCGGUACCAUGUGUGCUGCAUUGGCCAGUGGCUUAGGCAGAAGAACUGGUGUCCAGUAUGUAAAGCGUCAGCAGUACCUUCGAUGGACUAAUCCAAGGAUGUUCAAGCUAGUAUGUAUCUGGAGCCCAUGACUGUACAUGUGAACCUGUAAAUAACAUGGGCUAGGUUCACUCUAGCUUCUGAACAUCAGAUACUCAGAUUCCGUAUGGCCCUGGAAGACUCCUUAAAGUGCCAUUGGAAUGGAUUGAAUCAGUGGUCGAUGAAUAAAUUGCGUUAAGUUCAACCACAAGAGCAGCCCUUUCUUGUUGCAAGAUGACGACCAUGCCAUUCCUUGAACCAAAAACACCUCGAAGCCUUCUCUCUUUAUUUCUGUUGAGUGGGAGCACUUGAGAUUGGAAUGUCCCGCAAAGUUGUUUCGUAAAAUUACAGUACUCCCAAGAUGAAACUGAUUGGGAGUAUUUUUUUUUAACUUAUCGGGUUCCGUAAAUAAAUGCUGCUGAUAUUGUAAAUUUUACUCCGCGGA
Panicum hallii is the source of this 2515-nucleotide messenger RNA. Its product is annotated as probable E3 ubiquitin-protein ligase HIP1. The record is from RefSeq and is a predicted model, not a curated record. Bases 305 to 2083 code for a protein of 592 amino acids. Gene Ontology annotation, molecular function: ubiquitin protein ligase activity. The transcript is spliced from 6 exons. NCBI's taxonomy places the organism in Eukaryota, Viridiplantae, Streptophyta, Magnoliopsida, Poales, Poaceae.